AGGUCCACAUUGGGGUCCACACCAAUGACGCAAGCUGCACCCGGUAGUAAUUCAACUUGACGUAAUAUUGUAGUCCAGUCAACUGACCUCAGAUGCCGAAGAAUCCAUUUGCUGUUGUUAGCUAAGCUGCUGAAAGUUGUGUAACAAGUAAAUACAAAAGGACACUGCUGCUGGGAGGACUCGCUUAUUUAAGUUGUUUAGAGGGCCUCCCCCUACACGUCAAAUCCCGAAAUCCUAUUUGUGAAUUGUCACUCUGCAAAUAUGUUUUCACUGUCAGCGUCGUUUCAGCCCCAGCAGAUGAUACUGCCCCUCAGCCAGCUCAUCAAUGCCCUCCACUCGCUGAAGACCUCAGCCACAGCUUCAAUCCAGACCCUGCAACAAGGCUUCAUUCCAGAGCACAGUUCAUAUCUGAAAGAGCCCAGUGUGAGUCUGAGGGACCUCGGCCUGUCAGAGAUCAGGGGAAGUCAGCUGGAUGAGCUGCUCAGCAGGUUGCUGCCUAUUCCCGCACCAGAAGAACCUCCCGUUGUCCCCUCAGCAUGGAGGUCGAGCCACGUUUCUGCACACAGCUUCUUUCAAAACAAACAUGGGUUCUCACACAGGACGUUGGGGGUCUUUGGCUCCCCAAUAUUCCAUAGACAGCACCACAGUCCUUUAAAAGCAGCUUGCUCAGAGCUACAAUUCUUGCCUGUAUUGUUCCAGAGUCGGGGCUUCAAGACUUUUAGACCAAAGACCAGGCGAACAGAGUCUAGUUAUGACGGUCCGGUGGAAUCUGAGCCCUACACACCAGCUUUCAUGAAGGGAUUGCUUCAGCGGGAGAAAGGACCAGAAUCACUGGACGAAGUGCUGAAGCAGAAGAACCUUCCAGAGAACCAGCAGGAAGCUUUCAAGACAGGUUUCAGUGAGGGCUUCAUGAGAUCUCAGGCCUUCACUCAGAGAACACAAGAUUCGCUGAGGAGAACCAGGUUGAUCCUUUUGGCCCUGCUUCUCAUUGGGAUUUAUGGCUUGUCGAGAUCCCCGUUUCUCUCGGGUAAAGGCUCCUUUUCUGAUGCUGUGAGGUUCCGCACCACAUCUGGUCUUGACUCUGCAGUCGACCCCGUCCAGGUGAAGAAUGUGACAUUUGAACAUGUCAAAGGAGUGGAAGAGGCCAAGAAUGAAUUACAAGAAGUUGUGGAGUUUCUGAAGAACCCCCAGAAGUUCACCGUUCUGGGUGGAAAGCUGCCUAAAGGGAUCCUCCUUAUUGGUCCUCCAGGCACCGGAAAGACUCUGUUAGCGCGCGCUGUUGCCGGGGAGGCUGAUGUUCCUUUCUACUACGCCUCCGGGUCUGAGUUUGAUGAGAUGUUUGUGGGGGUCGGUGCGAGUCGUAUCAGGAACCUCUUCAAAGAGGCAAAAGCAAAUGCUCCCUGUGUCAUCUUCAUCGAUGAGUUGGACAGCGUUGGAGGGAAGAGGAUCGAGUCUCCGAUGCAUCCUUAUUCUAGACAAACCAUCAACCAGCUGCUGGCUGAAAUGGAUGGGUUCAAACCAAAUGAAGGUGUGAUCGUUGUUGGUGCUACAAACUUUGCAGAAGCUUUGGAUAGUGCUCUGAUAAGGCCAGGAAGAUUUGACAUGCAGGUGACGGUCCCUCGCCCCGAUGUGAAAGGACGCACGGAAAUUCUCAACUGGUACUUCUCCAAGAUCAAAGUGGACCCUGCCGUGGAAGCGGGAAUCAUUGCCAGGGGGACCGUGGGAUUCACCGGGGCCGAGCUGGAGAACCUGGUGAACCAGGCCGCCCUGAAGGCAGCCGUGGACGAGAAAGAGAUGGUCACAAUGACAGAUCUGGAGUUCGCUAAGGACAAGAUCCUCAUGGGCCCUGAGAGGAGGAGUGUUGACAUCGACAAGAAGAAUAAGACCAUCACAGCCUACCAUGAGUCCGGCCAUGCUAUCGUAGCCUAUUACACCAAAGACGCAAUGCCCAUCAAUAAAGCCACCAUCAUGCCCAGAGGCCCAACUCUUGGCCAUGUGUCCAUGCUCCCAGAGGAUGACCGCUGGAGUGAGACCAGAGCCCAGCUGCUGGCUCAGAUGGAUGUGAGCAUGGGGGGCCGAGUAGCAGAGGAGCUCAUCUUCGGAGAUGACAACAUCACUACUGGAGCCUCCAGUGACUUUGAUGGAGCGACCAAAAUAGCCAAAAUGAUGGUGACCAGGUUCGGCAUGAGUGACAAGCUUGGGGUGAUGACCUACAAGGACGUGACCAAGCAGAGCCCCGAGACACAAGCAGCCAUCGAACAGGAAGUCAGGGUUUUACUGCUUGACUCUUACACACGUGCUAAAUCCCUCCUGAAGACGUACAGUGAGGAGCACAAGAAGCUAGCGGACGCCCUGCUAGCACAUGAGACUCUGGAUGCCAAAGAGAUCAAGAUGUUGCUUGAGGACAAAUCACUAGACCUCCUGAUACCUCAGUAGAUAUUUUAGAAUCUUGUAUUGUGUAUAUAUGAAGCUGUUUCACCCCUUAUACAUUUUUAUUUUAUCUUCAUUUCUCUUGCUUUUCCUGUAGAGAAGACUUUUGGUUUCACAGCCAUUUUUUAAGAAAUCACAGUUUAAUUGGAUGAAAUACAAAUGUGUUCUCCACGUGUUAGUCCACAGGUUUCGUCAAGGGCUUAUUGUCCUCAACAAAAGACAAAAGGCAUAAUUGUAUACAAAUUUGGUAACAUUACGAGGUUAUAGAGCAAAUUAAGUUGACAUGGUGCGAUGAAUGCUUUCAUGUAUGUCUAUGUCUCAAAUACAUUUGUACUGACAAGUCAACACCAUAGAACCUUAAAAGACCUCAAUCUAGAAUGUACCAAGGUACAGUUGAUUCUGCUGUUCAUAAUAGAGUUCAAUCUCUAGAUCAUGUCUUUCAGUCGCAUCUAUUUUGUUUGUUCCUAUUUAUUUAAGUGCCCAAAAGUUGUGUUCUCUUUUUCUGAAAUUAGUAGUAGUCCCUUGUGUGAUUCUAAGCUCACGUGUAGCUGAUAUGAGGGGAACUGUGUAUAUAUACUGUCAGCGUGUAAAAGGAUUGCCUUUGUGCUUCGGUUUGUUCUUUUAGACAAAGGCUUCCUUGAAGCUCAAAUAAAGGUUACCCUUACUCAUGAAA
Molecule: messenger RNA, 3103 nt
Organism: Gymnodraco acuticeps
Lineage: Eukaryota; Metazoa; Chordata; Actinopteri; Perciformes; Bathydraconidae
Product: ATP-dependent zinc metalloprotease YME1L1-like
Exons: 18
Coding region: 262-2436 (724 amino acids)
Biological process (GO): protein quality control for misfolded or incompletely synthesized proteins; mitochondrion organization
Cellular component (GO): mitochondrial inner membrane
Molecular function (GO): ATP-dependent peptidase activity; ATP hydrolysis activity; metalloendopeptidase activity
Source: RefSeq, a predicted model, not a curated record